Hipposideros armiger (great roundleaf bat) is the source of this 2179-nucleotide messenger RNA. RefSeq names its product gametogenetin (gene GGN). Gene Ontology annotation, molecular function: ubiquitin protein ligase binding. The record is from RefSeq and is a predicted model, not a curated record. Lineage: Eukaryota; Metazoa; Chordata; Mammalia; Chiroptera; Hipposideridae. The transcript is spliced from 2 exons. Bases 138 to 2129 code for a protein of 663 amino acids. Gene Ontology annotation, biological process: double-strand break repair; gamete generation.
AGUGCCUGAGUGGAUCUUGGAAGACAGGCGGGGCCGGUGUGGACCAGUAGGACCAACUACAGCCAGCCUCUUCGAGUCCCCCUAGCAGACUGACUGGCGGAAGUUUUUCUGACCAUAGUCCCCGACCUCCGCCAGAAAUGGGGAACGUGCAGUCGGAGCCAUCCGCGGGCGGGGGCUCCCAAAAACAGCAAGCCUCGGACCUCUCCUCCGACUCCCGCCGGACGUCCAUGGCGGAGCCCGAGGUGACCCCCUCCUCCCCUGCCAUGCGUUUGGCUCGCGGGCUGGGCGUCUGGUUCCCCGGCAACUCCACGCCCCCGGGACGCCUGGCACCCCCGGAGCCUCAGGCCUCACCCUCGCCCCUGCCCCUGACCUUAGAAUUGCCCUCGCCAGUGACGCCCCCUUCAGAGGAGGCGGCUGUGGCCACGGUCUCCACACCACCCCCGCCCCCCGUGGAAACCCUGUGGCCUGAGCCGUCUAAGUGGCAAAAACCCACGGGCACUCUGGUGCCCCGAAUCUGCGGUCUGCUGGAGGCAAGCCAUUGCGGCCAGGGCGACCUUCCGAGCCUCCGACCGCUGCCGCCACCUCCCCGGCAACUAACCGAAGAGGAUCCCGACUCUGUCCCGAAGGCCCUAUCCCUCACUCCGCCACCCUUGGAGCCGCGGAAGACGCCACCACCGCCACCUUCCUACCGGCAGCCCCUGGACUGCAAAAUCAGUCCUUCACUGGCCACAUCCGCUGCAACCCCCACAGAGAGCCAGGUCGGGCGCCGCAGCGAGGGCCAGACGGCCGGCAAGGUCCGCGGAGGGGCGCCGCUCCAAUCGGGAGAGGGCGAAAUGGCCCGCCUUGCCGCCUCAGAGCCCAGCCUGAGUCUACUGUGUAAAGUCAACUUCAAGUCGGGUCCCCCUUUGCCCCCUGCCGCAGCGUCGAGUUCCUUAGCCUCCAAAGUCUCGCCCCGGGGCGGCGGAGGAGGGGAAUUCUUCUCCACCUCGGGCGCCAUCUCUUACGCUGAGGCCCUGAAGCAGGGGCCUCUGGCUCCUGGGGCCGCUUGCCCCCUAGGAGAGGUCCCUCGGGAGACCCAGGAAGCAGAGGGCGGUAAUGGAGACGGCGAGGGGUGUUCUAGACCCCCAUCGGCGCCUGCGUCCCAUGCCCCGGCCCUUCCGCCGUCACCCUACACCACCUUCCCAGGACCGAAGCCCAAAUUUGACUGGGUUAGUCCUCCUGAUGGUCCUGAACGCCACUUUCGCUUCAACGGAGCUGGCAGAGGCAUCGGGGCGCCCCGAAGGCGCGCGGCUGCAUUCUCAGGGCCCUGGGGUUCCCCGCCGCCUCCAUCAGUGCAGAUGCACCCAACUCCCGGGCCCCGGACGCCCGCACCCGCCCUGCUGGCGCCGCCUAUGUUCAUCUUCCCAGCGCCCACCAAUGGCGAGCCUGUGAGCCCCGGGACUCCCGGCCCACAGGAGUUGCCGCCGCCACCACCGCCGACGCCACCACCCACGCCGCCUCCAGCACCGCCGCCCACACCGCCGCAGCCACCAGUGCUCCAGCUAACACCGCUACCCGCGGCACUCCAGCCCACCCCAGGCCCAGGCCUCUUGGAGUCCGCGCUGGCUCCCGCCUCGCCUCUCGCCCUAGCUGCGGACCAGGCCCCGGCCCCGGCCCCGGCCCCGGCCCCAGCCCCGGCCCCGGCUCCAGCUCCCACUGUGGCCGCGCCAUCUCUGCCUGCGCCCGCGCCCAUCAAGGCCCGCACGCGUAGAAACAAGGGUCCCCGCGCAGCCCGGGGCACGACCCGUGAGGAUGGUGCGCCUGGAGAUGGUCCGCGCGAAGGGACUACAGCUACCGUGACUGACAGAGUCGGUGGAGGAAGUGGUGGUGACGGGGCUCCUCCAGCUGGGACGACUAACACAGGUGCUGCGAGCCACUGGCCGCCUUUCCAGGUGCUUAAUUCUUGUCCCUGCAAGUGUUACUGCCGUCACCAGCCACACCAUCGCCGCCUGCCACGCAACGUGUCUGCCUGGCUGAGCACGCCCACCAACCACCUGAGUGAGCCACCCUGGGUCGCCACCAUCAAGCUGGCUGGCUCCCUGGUAGCCGGGCUAGAACACUACGACUUGCAGGCUACCCAUUCCAAAUGAGUGCAGUCUGCUCAGUGGCCUCGGCCUUCCUCUCCUUGACAAUAAAGUAA